Molecule: messenger RNA, 1542 nt
Organism: Tuber aestivum (summer truffle)
Lineage: Eukaryota; Fungi; Ascomycota; Pezizomycetes; Pezizales; Tuberaceae
Source: the annotation of a GenBank genome assembly
AUGAAAAGGCUCACGGUGAUUGAUUCUAAUAGUGAGGUUAUUGAAUCCUUGACAAGGAGUGUUACACAUGAGGUUUACACUUCUGAUACUCUUGAUGUGGGCCUGUUUUUGUUUUUUUGGUCCCGGGAACUUACUCUUCGGGACAAGGAUUUACUAUUCUAUAUCGCUUAUAGGGAAGCGCGUAGUUUUGGGAUCCGGAAUUAUAUCUUGACAUGCUUAUUCGGCCACAAAUGCGAGGGAGAAGAAGGGAAUGCGAUUUGCCUUUAAUGGGUAUGCCUUUCCAUUUUCGGUGGUCUUAGUGGGAUGCUAAUUGUCUCCGGAAGCCAUGGCAAUGCGCCGAGUGGGCUGCCUCACGAAUUGAUUGUUUAAAAGAGUGGAAAUCUCAAUGGAUGACACACUUGGAGCAUCUUUCCGGAGAAGGUGGCAUAUUCUGGAUGCCUUACGAACGAAAACCCGCCCCCACGCGUUUUCUCUCCCGCAAAGAACCGCAGAUGAUAGACUCCUACCCAGAUUUCGACAAAUCGAUUGCACUUACCAUUUCGACCCCAGCUGGGCUAUCCCAAAUAAUCCCUGGAUCGAAGAGCUGGUAUUACGAGCAACGGUAUACAGUGACGGGAUUCGCGGUCUUCCACAUCACAAAGGGCCUAGUAGUUACCGUCCUCUGAACUCGGUCGCCGCUACUCCAGGAGUGUCGCAAGCCAGCACUCUUUCUACAUCCACUUCCGUAUCUAGUAUCGGUAUCAAGGAAGAAUUCGAGGACAGAGUGUAUCACUCACUCGUGAUCGAACACAGUCGUGUCCUGAAGCGCAGACCCCAAGUUGGGCUAGGAAAGGACGCCGCCAUGGGUAAAUUGCUGGCGGCAACAAAGUAUCGAUCAAUGAUAAGGUUGUCAAGAAGGCGAAAAAUAUAACCGUUCCCACAACAGGGAAUGAGCCCUGGCCCUGCGUUGUCAAGGCCAGUACGACUUCCAAGGAUGGGAAGAUAAUCGCCGAGAUGGCUCCUGGGGCAAGCGAGAAGGAAAUGCAGCUAGGUGAAGGAGCCAAAGCCGGCAGAAUUACCUCAACCGAGCCUAAAGGUGGCGGUUUAGGCAUGGGCGUGGGGUCCGGCAGAGGGUGAUGAGGGGAAGGCCAGGAAACGCACCGAAAGAAAGGCGCAACAGCAGAACUAGGGUCAUCCGCUGGCCCUCAUCGGUACUACACGGCAAGCUGGAGGGCAUCUACCCUCCGUGGAAGGCUGGCCUCCGUGAAGGCAUGGCAGCAGGAAAAAUGGAAGAGGGAGAAGUUGUUAAACGCAAGGAAGACAAAGAAGGAGCGAAAUGCGAGGGAGAAGGGAGAGAAGAAGUGGAGCGGAACGGCUAAAGGAUUAAUAGUUGAACCUGUUCGCGCUUCCGAGAGGUGCUCUGACGUGCUCGAUCAUGAUCAUCCAGCAAAGCUGGCUUCUUGCGGGGCUGGAGGUGAUGGGGAUGGGGAGGACGUUGGUGAGCAGAAAAACCUUUCCCUGCUUGACAAACAAUGGGGAUGUUGUUUUGCUCAGGACAAUUAA